ACCUGAUUCAACAGGAAUCUGAAAAGUGAGCUUCGCGCGCUUCCUCCAUUCUCUUUGCAGGAGCUUGAAGAUAUCUAAUCUGGUCUAGAAGUGUAGCAGAAGGAACAAAGGGUUGAAACUGUCGCGCUACCAGUACGACACUUGUGCUGGAAGAGCCUCUCCUAAGCAGAUUCUUUCCAGGCUGCCGGUCUAGCCUGUGAAACAGUCUCUGCAGAUUCUCUUUCCAUAUUCUUAGUACCUUCUGCUCAGCUUCGUUUGGAUGCAACUUUUCCUUCUCCUUGAAGAAUUUUUCUUCCUUCUUUCACGAAGAAUUAAAGUGAACUGUCAGCAGUGUAAGCGAGGACACACUACUACCAGUUUCUGUCACAUUUGGAGCUACUUAGACCGACGCACUUGCUCUGUGGCCUUUUCGCAAUCUAUGAAGCUCAACCGGGAACGAAUUCUUUAUCUGGACGCACAAUUGAGAACGGAAGGGAGUCAGUAAAGCUUCACUUCGUUUGAAGUUGACAUAGGCAUACAAUGGCUACGGUUCUUUCUCCUCCUUACCUGACCGCUACUGUGAGAGAUUUCAAAUCGGACGCACAAGCAGGGGAGAAGUUUGAAAAUCAGGGAACUGAAAUCUUUUCAGCAGAUGAUGUGUCAGUUCGGGUCUUGCGCAUCCCGCAAACAGGCAAGCAGCUGGCAAUCAAGCGGUCAGAACUGAAUAAGAGAACGUCCUUGCCUCAUUUAGAGCAAGAGAUCUCGUCGUUGCUCAAUCUGCAGCAUCCCUGCAUCACUCGGUUGUGUGAGGUGUACAUACAUGAGGGCCAAUUGUACCAAGUGUUUGAGUACGCACCGGGGAACUCGCUGAUGACCUUCGUGGACAAGCGGUUGUUAUCCGAACCACAGUGCCGGUACUUGUUUCAACAGCUAGCGGCUGCGGUGGAGUUCUGCCACUCUCAGGGCGCGCCUGGGAGAGAUCUCAAGUUAGAAAACAUCCUGCUGACGAGGAUGACCCCCCCGGAAGUGAAGCUGGCGGACCCGGCGAUUGCGAAGCACUCCCCAUUCGCCGACAUCGGUUGUCCCGGAUCCAUCUACGCGGCCCCCGAACAGCUCAAGUCACGCACCGCAAAGGGCGCAGGAAACAUUGACCGCCGCGCAGCAGACGUCUGGUCACUAGGGGUCAUCCUGGCGGCCAUCCUCUUCCACGCGUACCCUUUUGCGGAUCCGGAGCAACCAAAGAACAUCACCCGGAUCUUUGAGAACAUCCUCGCGGGCCGCUACUUCCUGCCUGCAAAUGUCAGCCUCUCGUCCGAUUGCAAGGACCUGCUCGCGCGCAUCUUCGUGGUAGACCCUGCCGCGCGUAUCACUGUUCCCGAGAUCCGACGUCAUCCCUGGUUCGAGCGCGAUCUUCCCAGGAAGCUUGCAACGCCGUACAAGCCCUUGGAGAACGGCGCACUCCGAGCGCAGGCCGCGCGCGUGAUCGAGGCGCUGCGGGAGAAGCGGGCCGAGCAGACGCGGGAUGCUGUAAGGUCAUAUAUCGUUUGAGCGGCUGUGCUACUGUUGGGGGAACGCUAGUCUGGCGGGAACGAAAGUUCGCCGGAAUGGUCGUUGCCGCACAGUGGAACGAAGUACGGAGGGUCGUAAUCGGAGCUUAGAUUAGAUGAUAGGUCCGGUCGGUCGGAAAUAUAGGAGGAGAAAGGAGGAUUGGUGAUGGCGACAGAGUGUCAAAGGAAGAGAUCAUGCCCGCAAAUAGCGUGGAGUCACCGGCGAGAGCGUCGGCAGUCACUGUGGUUUCAGGGCUGCUGCGAUUCUUUGCUUAGACACCGCGCAUGCGGGCCGCUUAUUUCCUUGCAUGAUUACUUGAUAAACUUUGAUGUUAGGAGAGGUGGCGCGGGACAUUGUUAUGCCGAGCACUUUUGCCUGUUUGCUUCGUCGGAGUUCUGACGAACCAGUCUUGGCAAGAGCUCUGCAAGACACGCUUGUUACUAAUUGACCAUCUAACAAAUUGCUCAACGUACAAGUCGGUCUUUGAGUACAAUCAAGCCGUUGGGUGCUUCGAUCUGUCUAUUUCCAAAGAUUCAAGAUCGUUUCACAAUCAUCUUCGUAGCAAGCAUUGGCACUGAUUCGCAAACGAGCAUUCAUCUGCA
Messenger RNA from Klebsormidium nitens, 2129 nucleotides. Lineage: Eukaryota; Viridiplantae; Streptophyta; Klebsormidiophyceae; Klebsormidiales; Klebsormidiaceae. The record is from the annotation of a GenBank genome assembly.